AUGGCUUAUAGUGCAAACAAAAAAUUUACAAUUAUCUGGUUGGAUUCGGACGCGAACAACAGUGAAGAUAAUCUUUUUACACAACAAAAUCUAUUUCAAGCUUUUGAUAAUGUUGAAAUAUAUGAAGCAGAAAAUGAAUGUCAAGAAUAUAUUCAAUCGAAGCCACAAAUAUCAUUUUUAAUUAUUGUCAGUGGUAGAUUAAGUCGACAAAUAAUACCUAAUAUUCAUGAACUUCCACAACUUUCUGGUAUCUAUAUAUUUUGUAUGAAUAAAAAAAGCCAUGAAGAAUGGUCCAAGCAAUAUCAAAAAAUUAGAGCUAUUGUUGUUGAAUUAGACCAAUUAAUUUCCAAGAUUCGAUCUGAUCUACGAAAAUUGACAAAAACAAGUCUUCCAAGUUCAAAUCCUACACCUAUAACAAAUGUACAUGAUAAUUCAAAUCGAACUCUUGAAGGUGCAAUGGCUGCUGUAUCAAUUAAUGAUUUGACAUGUCCAUUCGCUGGAUAUGACAGAGUAUCAAUUGUCUCUCUUGAACAAGCUAUUGCUCCUCUUGCUAAAUUUAUUGAUAAAGUCGAUCAAAUGGCUUGGAUAGUUAAACAAAAUUGUCAGAAUCCACCAGAUGGUCUAACUGAUGAUGAAUCAGCUGCAAUAGCACUUUAUACAAUGGAAUGGUAUUCAAAAGAAAUGACAUUUAACUAUAUUUUUAAUCAAACAUUACGUUCAGAAAAUAAAGAACAAUUAAAACCAUGGUUUUUUUAUUUGAAACUUAUUUUAAAAGCACUUUCAAAAUUACCAUCAAUAACGCGUGUUGUUUAUCAAGGAACAAAUAAAGAUGUUAGUAAUGAAUAUCCUAAUGGACGAAUAUUUUCAACUUGGGAAUUUUCAAAUUGUACAUCAUGUAUUAAAGCACUUGAAGAUGAUGAAAGUUUUGGUAAAACAGGUCAACGAACACUUUUUACUAUUGAAUGUCAUUCAGGUAAAUUAAUUAGUGGUCAUGCACAUGAUCAAUCAAAAGAUCAAGUUCUUCUUUUACCUGGUCGAAAAUUUCAAGUUAUUUCUUGUCUUAAUGCAGGCAAUGAAUUGACUAUUGUUCAAUUGCAAGAAAUGGAAACAUCGUAUAAUUUUAAUUAA
Messenger RNA from Rotaria sordida, 1128 nucleotides. Lineage: Eukaryota; Metazoa; Rotifera; Eurotatoria; Philodinida; Philodinidae. The record is from the annotation of a GenBank genome assembly.